AUGACCAGCUUCAACGGUGCCACAGAUACCCAUCCAAACACCGACACCACACUCUCCAUAACCUCACCCCCGCCCACACUCUCCAUAACCUCACCCCCGCCCACACUCUCCAUAACUCACCCCCGCCCACACUCUCCAUACCUCACCCCGCCACACUUCAUAACCUCACCCGCCCACACUCUCCAUAACCUCACACACUCCAAACCAUCGCCCACACUCUCCAUAACCUCACCCCCGCCCACAUCCCUCGAUAUCUAUAUAGCAUGUACGCCUCCUUCGAUUGCUUAUUCCCUCAGAGAUCUCUCAGAUGGUUACUCACCUAUUCCUGCCGACGCCAUCACGUACCGACCCCGGACGCGAUCAUCUAAAGAACUACAUACCUUGAGACCAACAUAUACAAGACUUCCGAUUACCAACCCCAAAACAGCUCCUAAAGGCCCAGUGACACGGAAACUCCAGCCUUUAUUCUAA
Molecule: messenger RNA, 471 nt
Organism: Penaeus vannamei (Pacific white shrimp)
Lineage: Eukaryota; Metazoa; Arthropoda; Malacostraca; Decapoda; Penaeidae
Source: RefSeq, a predicted model, not a curated record